This is a messenger RNA of Andrographis paniculata, 591 nucleotides long. RefSeq lists its product as uncharacterized. The record is from RefSeq and is a predicted model, not a curated record. The transcript has 2 exons. The coding region runs from base 143 to 523 and encodes 126 amino acids. Lineage: Eukaryota; Viridiplantae; Streptophyta; Magnoliopsida; Lamiales; Acanthaceae.
GAUAAAACUUUAAACCUAUAACAUGAAUACACGUGAAUUUCCACCUGCACAUAUAACAUAUUAUAUAUAUACAUAUACAUAUUUAUAUAUAUGAUUCUUCUUCUUCUUCUUCUUCGAAGCAUAAUCAAAAUCAUAAUUGAUCAUGGCACUGGCAGCUCCAAACGUCUGCUGCGCCAUUGAAAUGGAGCCCAGGACCUUAAGUCAAGGCCAGCUUACCCAUGCCAGGGAAAUUGCAGAAGACAUAGUUCAGAAAACCGACCUUCACGAAGCCUCCGCCGUAUUUAUUCAGGAAUUUAAGCCGCCGGCGGAGAUGGCGGCGGCGGUGGUUUCCGACGGCGGAGCUCCGGCUGAUCAUCCACCGCCAGACGAGGUGCUCGCUAUCAAUAAUCAUGGGCGUUGCCAGUGUUCGGUGGAGGAUGCAGCCUCCCCGCAGGAAUCGCCAUGUCCGCCGCCUGCUUCUGCUGCCGCCGGCGGCGGCGGCGGCGGAGGAUCGGUUAAACAGCCGCUUUCUGCUCCCUUUUGAUUUAUCAGUAAUGUACUUCCGGACUGUUAUUUUCAUUUCAUAGUGCCAAAAAUUGAAGCUUUAAUUUA